This is a messenger RNA of Drosophila serrata, 816 nucleotides long. RefSeq lists its product as uncharacterized. The record is from RefSeq and is a predicted model, not a curated record. NCBI's taxonomy places the organism in Eukaryota, Metazoa, Arthropoda, Insecta, Diptera, Drosophilidae.
GCCCUGACACAUAACUUGUAUUCCAUUAACCAAACACUUCUUUAAUUUUAAUCUUUAUUUUCUUUUACCUAUUCAAAAUUCUCGGUACCAAAACAAAUUUCUAUUAUCCUAAAAUUCAAUCGUUUUCAUUGGCAAAAACAAGAAAUAAUGGCUGAAAAACUGGAAAAUACAGAAAAUACAGAAAAUUCGGAAUCUGAAACCGAGCAGAAGAAAAUGGAAUCCCUUCACUAUAUCAGCGGCAGUUCCCUUGAAAUAGAAAAUCCUUCAAAUUUACAAUUGCAGGAAAUUGUGAACAAUGCCUUGGAUCAGAUUCAAUCGAUUUCCGAUUGUAAUAAACUAAAUGUGAAUGAUAUUGUGGACUUGAUAAUGCCCAAGGUUAAGUGUGAACUCCACUUGAAUCUCAUCAAGGACAUAACGAAUAUGAAGGAUUCCCUAAAUACUUAUAUGCAACAAAUGCAAGUUGUUGAUCAGGAUAUUGCCGAUAUAUAUCUGGAUUUGCAUAAUAUAUACAAGAAACUAGAACGUUUCGAUAAUGGCAACCGAAAGUUGAGCGAUGAAAAUAGGGAAAAGUUAUCAAAACGCGUCCAAGAAUCCGAAGAGUUGCAAAAGAGAUCUCGUCACUAUUUGACAAAUGAUGCCAAGGAAUUGAGUGCCAUGCUGGUAAAGCCACCUCAGGAACCUAAUAUAAACCUAAAUUAAGGAUAAGAAAUUGUUUUAUUUAAGUCUCGGAUUUAGUCAAUCAAUUUAAUUGCUGAAAACUUAACUCAAUGAUGCGAAAAGUAAUUAAAAAUGCCAAAAAUAAGGGAACUAUAUUAA